UGUACCAGUCAGUCAAAAGCUUUGUUUGCUAUCACUCCCCAUCUCCUGGAACCAUUCACUAAUUAAUGUCCCUGCGCAAUUUGAAGGGUGCAGCGUAAAGAAUUGCAAAAGGGGGGGGGCGUCUUAUUUCUUUCCUAUCGUGUGGCGUGCCGCGGUUAUGAUCUUGACUAGAACGAGGGUGACAUUUUCAGCGGGAUGGUGUUCGAGGGGCUGACAGGAGAAGAGGGACAGGCGAGGAGGAAAAGACGAGCAGGGUUGUGACCGUGAGAGUUGUGAGCGAGGGAGGAUGGCGCGCAGCAGGAGAAAUCGAUUCUUAUUUAGAUGAAAAUGAGGCUUGAUGCUGGUGGGGUGCGAGGAGGGCACCUUAAGCAUCCAAAUGAAUAGGAACUUUCGCAGAAAUGAUCCCCACGUGAAUUGACGACAAUAAAAAAAGUGCAAGGUCCACAAAGACUCUGUCGACUCUUCGCUUCGCAAAGGAAGCUUUUCUCCCGGCAGUCAAAUGCAAUUACUUUGGCAUUAGAUGGUAAUCCUUGGAUCUUUUCACUCAAAAGUGUGAGGAACAAAACGCCCGAGACAAACCUCAAUGGCCCUUUUUGGAGUGAAGUGUUUGGUUUUUAACGUUUGGAUAAAGGGUGAGACGUGGCUCACCUUCACACUCCUUGUUUGUAGACUCACAAAAUGGAUGAAAGGAAGCUUUGUUAUGAUGAAAUGGAGAGUCUAUUAUUGCAGUAUUGUGGACGUUACAAAUAUGAAAGUAUUUUUCCCAUACGAAAAAUUUGAGUCUAAGAAAUUGCCAUUGUAAUGUAUUUUAAAAGUCUACACACCCCUGUUCAAUAACUAUUUAUUGUAAUAUAAAAUUAAGAACAAAGUUAAAGAUUUAAAACCAUUUUCCUCAAUGUUAAUGUGACCUUUGACCUGUGCAACUCAAUCGGAAGGACAAUUAAAAGCUAUCAGAUGUAAAAUAUAACAGGGUGUGUACACUUUUGCAAUCACAUCACGGUCAAUUUUUACUGCCCCACAUUUUGUUCUACAGAUUUAUAGGUCACGUUGAUUCCAAAGAUUUCGAAAUGAUUUAUAUUGGCCUCAUUGUCCCCCGCAUAUCACAAAAAGCUGUUAUUUGAACAGGAGGUGUGUAGACUUUUGUUCAUUAAACAUAACCUGAGAAUCAGGAGCUUUAACAUGAUUACUGCUGUUAGCGUUUAGCCUAUUGCUUACUCACUUGCUGUCUCCAACUUGAGAUUGAUUAGUCCCAGAUUGCCGUGGACUGAUGUGUGGAGAGUCAGCAUAAAGCGGCGCCGGUUUGGUCGCUUCUACCUUAUGCACACCCAUCAUCUCCUCAUAGUACGUCUGGGCCCGCCGCAUGGGCCUUUCCUACACACGCAUCCAAACAGCCAUUCGUCUUGGAAGGCUGUCUCUCCGAUCUGAGUGAUAAACUGCAGCAGAAUUGCCCCGUUUGCAAAAAAAAUAAAAGACACAAGGACACUAGUUUUUCAAUCUGUGCUGUCAUCGUUUUUAGACUGGAAACUGAUGCCAUGUUUCAUUGGCUUGCUUUCUUCGGUCGUGCUUCUGGGAGGUAUUGUCUUUUCGCGCGAUGUAAAUUUGACCACUUUGGCAUUAUCAGACGGGCUGUUUUGUCUCCUCGCAGCUCACUGAGCAGAAACAGAUUACAGAGGUUUUAUAUUGAUGCGCCUAAUUAGUACCCUUCUCGAUUGUCAUCAACACAUUUUUGAAAGCGUUACAUGCCAUUUUAGUUCUCUUGAAGGCCGCCUCUGCCGGCUGGCACUUAGUAUAUCGCUGAAUAGUAAAACUAAAAGUAAAACUUCUCACCCUUUGACGCCGCCUCCGGGAGAGUAAUGGACACUUGGCAAGCUGUCAUUGUCAUGCAAGUCAACCGCCAUUAUGCUUUCACUUCCAUGUUAUUUAUGUUAGCAUUUCCUUUGAGGAAUGUAUUUACAUGUGUAAUUGAUAUUUAAUUGCCAUUGUUCUAACCAUUUCCCAUUUACUCUUCUGUGGUUAUUAUCACACAUUUCCCUCCGUCUUAACGCCCACACAAAAUAAACAGUGGUGGAGUUCUUCUUUUAAAUGCAAAUGCUCAACUAUAAAAUGGUUAUGAACCACUGUUAUGGUUCAUAAGAUGUUGAUCUGUGUUUUCCAAAGUAAGAACAGAUGUUUGCAAAUCAGCCCGCUUCCAUGGAGGACAACAGGAACUGGAGUAUGAGCUGAAUCUGAAGAUUUGAACAACUUAGCACGGUCUCGAAACGAUGACUUGAUGAUCAAAACCAGGAUGCUGACGGGUCUCACCGGACUUGGUGGACUACAGCCAGGCGACGUGGGCGACCCGGACUCGGUUCGGAAACAGCAGUCCCUCGGCCAGCCCCAACAAGACAUCGGGGAUAUCCUACAGCAAAUAAUGGCCAUCACCGACGAGAGCCUGGACGAAGCACAGGCCAGAUGCUGGCCAGAAGAUUCGCCGGCGCAUUGGGGUGGAUCAGACGACCCCACAGAGGGAGGGAGAGCAGGGGGGGGCACGGCAGGGGGUGGCCUGCCAGUCAACUUCCAGUACAGGAAGCAUGCCCUUAACUGUCACAGAAUGAAGCCAGCCCUGUUCAGUGUUCUCUGCGAGAUCAAAGAGAAGACAGUUCUGAGUAUACGAGGCGUGCAGGAGGAAGACCCCCCAGACCCGCAGAUCAUGCGUCUGGAUAACAUGCUACUGGCGGAGGGCGUGUCCGGGCCGGAGAAAGGAGGCGGGUCGGCGGCGGCGGCCGCUGCGGCGGCAGCAGCGGGAGGCUCGCCUACCGACAGCAGCAUCGAACACUCCGACUACAGAGCCAAACUGGCCCAGAUUCGUCAGAUAUAUCACUCGGAGCUGGAGAAAUAUGAGCAGGCGUGCAGCGAGUUCACCAACCAUGUAAUGAACCUGCUGAGAGAGCAGUCUCGAACACGGCCCAUCUCGCCCAAGGAGAUCGAGCGCAUGGUGGCCAUCAUCCACCGCAAGUUCAGCUCCAUCCAAAUGCAGCUCAAGCAGAGCACCUGCGAGGCCGUGAUGAUUCUGCGCUCGCGCUUCCUCGACGCCAGACGCAAGAGGCGCAACUUCAACAAGCAAGCGACAGAGGUGCUCAACGAGUAUUUCUACUCCCACUUGUCGAACCCUUACCCUAGUGAGGAGGCAAAGGAGGAGUUGGCCAAAAAGUGUGGGAUCACCGUGUCUCAGGUCUCUAAUUGGUUCGGCAACAAGAGAAUACGUUACAAGAAGAACAUCGGCAAGUUCCAGGAGGAAGCCAACCUCUACGCAGUCAAGACAGCAGUGGACGCCGCCAACGUGUCGGCGCAAGCCAGCCAGGCCAACUCGCCGGCAACGCCCAACUCAGGUGGAUACCCUGCACCGUGCUACACACCUGACGGGCGGCUAUGAGGAGCUGUCAGGUAGCGGCCUCUACACCCCUCAUCGCCUGGAUGCUAACAGCUGGCAGGACUCAACCGACCCCCCCUCCGUCACCUCCCCUCCCGGCGCUCCCGGCAGCGUCCACUCCGACACCUCCAAUUGAUCCGAGUAGCAUCCGCCUUCCGUCGUUAACGCCGUUUCCACUCGAAGGGGGUGGCGUUGGGACCCCCACCCGACCCACCCACCCACUGCCAUCUUGGAUUCAACGGGGUCAUGUCAUGAACACAACACCACUGUGCUGGAACGCAGGACAGCAACGCAACUAUGGACUCCUCUCCCUUCCCCCCCUGCCCACACUUGAUGUCCACACGUACACGUGUAUCUGCUCGUUCUCGUAACACACGCUCACAUUUCACCCGUGGCUUCGUUCGAUUGGUCGCCCCAGCAGGGUCUUACCAAAGCGCCACCGCCCGGCUCGUCAUCAGCAUCACCGUGUCACACUGUUAGCAUCCUUGUUAUGAGCGUGGCUAACUGUGGCUAACCGGUUAGCAGACCAAGAAGAGUGGACGGAACUAAUCCCACUUUUUUUUGGGUCACUAAAUUCGACACAUUUUUUUUCUGUCCGCUAGUUUCUCUGAUUGUAGGCCAUUUUCUGUGCGUGUUUUUCUUUUUUUUUUUUAUGAACGCACCAGCCGCCACCAAAAAUAAAACGCGCUGCCAAUAGCGCAUCAGAGAAGGCAAGGGAGGAGGGGGCUCGUGACAGCGAGGGCGACCAUCCGGAUUCUAGUAAAACUCGUCUUCCAUGCAUGUUAGGACUCGUUCAGCCCCGCCCUCACUUUUUACCUUGGUUUUCUAUUACGAUAAAUGGAGGGGAAAAGAAUGAAUUAAAAGGGUAUAAAUAUUAUAGUCUGACCAAAAAAUACAAACAAAAAAGAAACGAGCGUCGCGUGCUGUUUGGAUAGUUGUGUGUCGUCAUGGCGACGCGCACGACGACAACCUGUUGUACCAAAACCAAAAAUACCACAGUCAGUAAUCAUGAUAAUGGUGAUGAUGCCACCUACUAUUUUUGUGUGUCUUGUUGUAUUUUAUUUUUUGGGGGUGUGGGGGGCUGGAAACAUUUCUAUUUUCACUGUUUACAAAUAUGGACUUCCCUGUGUUGCCAUUUUUUUUUCUUGGCUAAUCAGAUGAGGGCUCCACUAGCUCUCUCGCCCUUCUUACCAAAAAAAAAAGGAAACCACUUUUUGCCAUUUUUUAAACACAAGUUUUAAUCGUCAAGUUAAGUCGUCUUGUUAUGAAGACAGGAAUGUCCUUAACUCAUUCACUGCCAGCCGCUAAAAAAAAACAAAAAAACUAUACAACAGUGAUCUUUUCCAGUUGACCAAUAUAGACGUGAAUGGGUUAAAGAAAAAGAAAGACUUGGCCUAAUUGUCCGAUGUAAUAUCCCAACAUGUAAUUACUUUUGUUAGUUCUAAUACACCAAAAUGUGAUCAAGCCCCUCCCUCCAUCCUGCCUGAACCCCCCCCCCCCCCUCUCUUUUUCUACCUGUGUAAUGGAUGUCACUGUACAGUUUGUGUAACGUUUCACUCUUUCUUUUAUAUACUCGACCUUGGUUCAGAUGCUAAUUAUUAUUUGGCAUUUUGUCUCCACACCCCACGAUACCCCUCCCCCGGCUGAUUCCCGACACACACGACUUGCUAUAUAACUCUGUAUCAACAUUAUUUUUUAUUAUUGUUAUUAUUUAGGCUUUUUGUUACAUAACCGGGUGGAAAUGUGGGGUUUACUGCUCGGGACAUUUGAUACCGUGGAAAUUGAUGGCUCCCAUGAAUCUUUCAUGAAAGUGAUGAGAGAAAGAAAAAAAUCCUCCACAGUAUCAAAUGUCUCCCCCAAAAAGCCCUUUUGAUUAUUAUUCUUUUUUUUUUUCCUCUUAGUAUAUUUGUAUCGCCUCUCUUUCCCUUGUAUUUAGCCCUCUCUCUACCUCUGUCUUUCCAUCUCUGUUGUAUAUAUAACCCCCCCAAAUGCCCCCAACCCCACCGCUGUUUUCAGACCCACGCGUCUGUCUGAACUCCUUUUAUACCUCAACUUUAGAAUUGUUCUAGAAAGAAAGAGUUAAAGGAAGAAUGACAAAUUGUAGUGUUCUUAUUAGAAACUUAAUAAAAAAAAAACAAUUUAGUGUGAUUUUUUUUUUUGCUUUUCCUUUCUUCUUCCAGUAUUUUAUUUCAAAUUUUAGGAGUGCUUCAUUUUAUAAGUUGUCACAAAAUGCUCUUGUGAUAGUCAAAUGUAAUAAAAAAGAGAGAUUGCACCAUC
This is a messenger RNA of Syngnathus typhle (broad-nosed pipefish), 5686 nucleotides long. It is a transcript of the gene pbx4, whose product is annotated as pre-B-cell leukemia transcription factor 4. Gene Ontology annotation, molecular function: RNA polymerase II cis-regulatory region sequence-specific DNA binding; DNA-binding transcription factor activity, RNA polymerase II-specific. Lineage: Eukaryota; Metazoa; Chordata; Actinopteri; Syngnathiformes; Syngnathidae. Gene Ontology annotation, cellular component: nucleus. The transcript has 10 exons. Gene Ontology annotation, biological process: animal organ morphogenesis; embryonic organ development; eye development. The record is from RefSeq and is a predicted model, not a curated record. The coding region runs from base 2270 to 3412 and encodes 380 amino acids.